Molecule: messenger RNA, 2363 nt
Organism: Durio zibethinus
Lineage: Eukaryota; Viridiplantae; Streptophyta; Magnoliopsida; Malvales; Malvaceae
Product: transcription factor bHLH130-like
Biological process (GO): regulation of transcription by RNA polymerase II
Cellular component (GO): nucleus
Molecular function (GO): RNA polymerase II cis-regulatory region sequence-specific DNA binding; DNA-binding transcription factor activity, RNA polymerase II-specific; protein dimerization activity
Source: RefSeq, a predicted model, not a curated record
UCAAAUGAGUUUGAAACGAUCAGCCCAAAAAUUGUUCGUCUUUAAAUUAAAGCUCCCUUUUAACAAUAAACAAAAAGAAAGGGCAUUACUGUCAACAAAAUUAGAUAAAUGAAACAUGCUAAAUCUGAGGAACUACAUUUCUGGCCACUGUUACUUCCCAUUGGCUGAGCCUACAAAACUUGGAAAGAAAUUGUCUCUCUCUCCCUUCAUUAGCUUGCAUCAACAACGGCACUAUCUCUGUCAGCCCUGAAACACAUGUCAAGAGAAAAAAGCGUCGAUAGAAAGUGGAGAGACAGAGAGCUUAGUGCACUGGUUUCAAGAAUAGAAAUUGGGUUUCUUUCAGAUUUGAUUUUUAAGGGCUGUUUGUGGUGAAGACCUGUGGUGGAAUCUCUUUUCUGGUUCUCUGUUUUUUCUCUGUUUUCCUCUGCUUUUGGAGCUGCUUUGAUAGUUGAGCAGUGAUAUUACUUGAGUUUUAAGGCAAGCAAAUUCUUUGGAUUCAACUUUGAGGUUCUUAAGAGAUCCAUGUAAAUUAGAUGAUAUUCUGGGUGAUCACUUAGUUAAAUUAGAUGAAGCUUUCUAAGGAAAUUUUUUUCUGGAGUUACUUUCUUGGGAAACAAACAGAGACUUUGGUUCUGAGAAAAUAGUGGGUCCUAGGCUUUUGAUAUUCAAUCUUGAUCUGAUUGAAAACCUGACAAAAAAUUACUUAAUUUGGGUUUUGAAUCCUUCGAGUCUCGGGUAUUUUCUGAAGGAGAAUUGAAAAGGGAAAUGGAGUCAGAUCUUCAACAUCACCAUCACCAUCUUCUGGAUUAUCAUCAACCUCAAAACCAUCAAAAACAGAUGAACUCUGGCUUGAUGAGGUACCAAUCUGCACCCAGUUCGUAUUUUUCAAACAUCUUGGACAGAGAUUUCUGCCAAGAGUUUCUAAACCGGCCAACAAGUCCCGAAACAGAACGAAUUAUCGCACGAUUUUUGUCAGGUAGUGGGGAUGCUGGUGGCGGCGGUGGUGGUAAUACAGAGAACAUUUCAAACCAGAAUCUUUGCCCCGUAACGCAUAAUUCGCCUGUUAGAGAAACAGCUGCAAAAAUUGAGCAGCGAACGCAGAUUAUGACACCAAUGAUUAAUCAAACAGGGGUUAUGCAGCAACAACAACAGCAGCAGCGGGGGAACUAUUCCUCUGCUUCACAGAAUUUUUAUCAAAGCCAACCUCAACGGCAUUUGUCAAAUCAGCAAUCGGGUUCAACUAUGGAUUACAGGAUUCCAAAUUCAACGGGGAUGGCGCGACCAACCCAAAUGAAAAUGAGCAGUGGCAAUAAUACCAAUCUUAUUCGGCACAGCAGUUCCCCUGCAGGGUUAUUCUCCAAUAUAAACAUUGAAAAUAUUACAGGCUAUGGUGUGAUGAGAGGAAUGGGAGAUUAUGGAAGCGUUAAUAUUAGCAGUAACAAAGAAGCAGCAUUUCCUUCUGCAAGCAGGCCACCUCCUUCUGGGCUGAUGAGUCCAAUUGCCGAGCUGGGGAACGAAAACGUGGGUCCAAAAAAUAGCUCAGAAAAUGUUGGAUUUGGUGAAAAUCGUCAUAAAAAUUAUUCCUCAAGGUUUCCAGUUACUUCUUGGGACAACUCCACGAUGAUUUCAGAUAACAUGUCAGGCGUAAAAGGACUCAGCGAAGACGAUGGAUCACUUUCUGGCUUAGAGUUUGAUGGAGUAGAAACUCAGAACAUAGAUGCCGGAAACCAUCCGCCUCCACUUUUGGCUCAUCACUUGAGUUUACCAAAGAGUUCACCAGAUAUGUCUGCCAUUGACAAGUUCUUGCAGUAUCAGGAUUCAAUACCUUGUAAGAUCCGGGCCAAGAGAGGUUGUGCCACUCACCCUAGAAGCAUUGCUGAGAGGGUGAGAAGAACCAAAAUAAGCGAACGCAUGAGGAAGCUACAAGACCUUGUUCCGAACAUGGAUAAGCAAACAAGCACUGCCGACAUGCUAGAUUUGGCUGUUGAUUAUAUCAAAGAACUCCAAAAAGAGGUCAAGACACUGUCGGAGAACCGUGCAAACUGUUCGUGCGCCAACAAGCAGCAGCAAUAAUAACUAAUAAAUAAACAGGUCUGGUUGUUGUGACUUGAUUAUCAUGUAUAGGACAAGCAUUAGAAUUUGCAAAAAAACAGAUGGAAGCUGCUAUGUUAACAAGAAAAAUUGUAAGACAGUUAUUAUCCGGGUUUGAUGUGGGGAAGAAAAAGGCUGCCAAAAGCGGUCACUUAAAUCAAAGAGCAUUGAUAUGCUAUAAUAAAAAUCGAUCCAGCUGUAUAGUAACAAGUGAUUGACUGAUUCUUAUGCUAAUGAUUAAUUAUGUAGGAUUUUUAUAUAUAAUUGCUGCU